UCGUUGCACCCACAAAUGGCAGAAUCCGGCUCGAGCCGCCACUACACAGACUACCUGUCCUACAAUCCGCCUUCCCGAAGCCCAACACCACCGCCAGAAUGCCCCUCCCAAUCGUACCUCACCACUUCACUAGCAUCUCCGCCUUAUCCACCACCAGAAGGCCAAUCGAAACUGCUCAUAUUUGAUCUGAAUGGAACGCUCCUGCUUCGAUCUCCUCGAAAUCAACAAGAGCGUAGAAUCUAUCUCAGACCGUAUUUGAAGACACUGGUUGCCUAUAUUUCCCAUCCAAAAACACGGAUAUGGUUGGACUGCAUGGUUUGGAGUAGCGCGCAGGCACAUAACGUGCGCGAAAUGGUCGAGCGCGUAUUUGGGGGUGGGGAGGGUGCAGGGAAAGGACCACUACUCAAGGCAGUCUGGGCGCGAGACACGCUAGGUUUAUCCAAAAAUGCUUUCUACCAGAAGACGCAAACGACUAAAGAUCUUUCCAAGCCGUGGGCAUUCUUCAAUCCAAUAAAGACACCACCGCCCACAGUUGUGGUGUACCGCGAAGACGGUGGUCGAUAUUCCCCCAGUGUUGAUGUUUAUGCUUCUACAAGUUCGCCUGCUGUGCCGCCGUCAUCGUUGCCUAUAACCCUUGAAGUGGAGGGGGAAGAGGAGGAAAUUGAGAACAAACAAUAUCCCCACAGUGCUGAAACCACGCUCCUGGUUGAUGACUCCCCGCUCAAAGCCCGUUUGCAGCCGUGGAAUCACUUAUGUGUUGCAGAAUACGACGCAGAAACGCGAAAACGGGAUCGUGCUUCUGCUGGCCUCCAACCAGACCCUCAAUCAACUGUCGAAAUAAUAGCGGAACCUGACCAAGAACAACAAGAGCCAGAAAUACUAGCAGAACAGGUGCCACUGCAGAAGGACCGCUGGAGAAAGCGUCGGAAGGAGGAACAGGCUGAUGAAAAUGGCCCGGUGUCAGAGAAAACCGAGCCAGAUCCAGGCUUUGUCGUACCCAAAGGAAUGAGUAAAAGGGCACAACGAAAAUUGCGCAAACGACUUGUGAAUGAGGCGAGGACAGGAGACUCUUCUUCUCCAGAUGAGUCUGGCCACGCUUCAAACGAACCCUCAUCUCUUUCGCAACCAUCCCCGCCAGUCGCUUCACCUGUCUCGACCAAUGGCAAAAAACGCAAACGACCAUCAGAUGAAGAAGAAGAUUCAGUCGAUGAAAAGACCAGAGAGGAAACACACGACAGUGACGAAGCUUACGACCCCACUUUGCUUGCUGUUAUCGGAGUUCUCGACCACGCUCGUACAAUUGGCAACAUCGCGGCAUGGAUAAGAGGAGGCGGACUAGGUUCAAUUGUACCAAGUGACGAUGAAACACUUUCCGACCCCAACCAAUGGUUUACUUCUCGGCGACUGUUGGAAGCUUGGGCUGCGCGAGGGCGGAAAGCGCUUUCCGAACUUGAGAUUGAGCCGAUACCGGGUGUUGAAUGA
Messenger RNA from Mycena indigotica, 1482 nucleotides. RefSeq names its product FCP1-like proteiny domain-containing protein. NCBI's taxonomy places the organism in Eukaryota, Fungi, Basidiomycota, Agaricomycetes, Agaricales, Mycenaceae. The record is from RefSeq and is a predicted model, not a curated record. The transcript has 2 exons. Bases 16 to 1482 code for a protein of 488 amino acids. Gene Ontology annotation, molecular function: phosphoprotein phosphatase activity.